This is a messenger RNA of Aphanomyces invadans, 2579 nucleotides long. RefSeq names its product TTK protein kinase. Gene Ontology annotation, molecular function: ATP binding; protein serine/threonine kinase activity; protein serine/threonine/tyrosine kinase activity. Gene Ontology annotation, biological process: chromosome segregation; protein localization to kinetochore; meiotic spindle assembly checkpoint signaling. Gene Ontology annotation, cellular component: spindle; kinetochore; nucleus. The record is from RefSeq and is a predicted model, not a curated record. The transcript has 8 exons. Bases 49 to 2538 code for a protein of 829 amino acids. NCBI's taxonomy places the organism in Eukaryota, Oomycota, Saprolegniomycetes, Saprolegniales, Verrucalvaceae.
ACUGGAGCAACAUCAAGCAAGCCCCAUCUCGAUCCAGCACGGCCGACGAUGGAAGAGGUCCUGCGGAAGGACGAGAACAUGUCCGAGUUCUUCAUGCUCGGCACCAGGGAUAGUGACAUAGAUGGCGACUACGCAGCUGGAGCAGCCCUUCUCGACGAAAGAAAGUCCAUUGCCAAUGCGCUCUUGACGAACCCGUUUGACUCCGGCCUGUGGAAGCGCCUCCUUGGCAAUUGCAAGCGGCUCUUUGGUCGGUAUCCUCAUCAGGUCGAACGGAUCUUCCGUCGCGCGCUGUCGUGUCUGAAGCAACCGGGUUUGAACGGCAAUCAACGAGCCGAUCAAAUCGACAUCAUCCUCGACUACGGCGACCUGCUAAAGGACCCAAAACGCAAGCGGGGCAUGCUGCGACAAGCUCUCAUGGAAGGAAUUCCACACAACCAAACCAAGUUCUUCGAGUACUACGCCAAGUUUGAAAAGUCUCAACACGAGCAUGAAAGGGCUCACGACAUGUUGAAUCUGGCGGUGGCAAAGAAUCUGCUGAGCAGCACCGAUCGCGACCGGAUUUGGAAAGAGCUCAAUGGCACGCCCCAUCUUCCUGCACUGAGUUCACCCAUCGUGCUACACAGUGCUCACAAGUUGCGGCGAGAACUGUCUGGAGGCACCCAAACCCCUCUUCAGAAGCUUGAAAGCCUGGCCCCGCGGUCGGUCUCCAAGGUUAGCCGAGGGACCGAAGGAUUGAAGACGCCGCUGGCGCAGCAGUCGUCUCGGUUGGUGCCCUCGACGCGGUCCACGCAAAAGCUCCCCCGUUUUACGCUAGACAACGUGAAUCUCGGACUUCCGCAACGAGUGCUCAAAUCGGACUACAUGUCCCAAGACUCGGACAAAGAAAACGACGAGCCGGAGAGCGUCAACAACUCCAAGACUCCAACGCCAGAGUCGGCGGCGAAGACGGACCGUUCGUCUAGUGUGAAGCUGUGGCAGUCGUCCAGAAUCCCACCUCCCCCGUCCGUGGUCGACAUCAAGCUCGAACCAGGUCAGGUGUUUCGGACAGCGAAACCCACCAUGUCUGCCAGUGACGUUGACAUUGAAACUGCGCGAAUUGGUGAUUCAGAGCCACAGCCCAGACAAUACGGAGCGAUUUCGUCGACGUUUGGGCGGUCGCGAUCGACCGACAUCCCGACGCCAUCGCUGGGGACCACGUUGUUGAUCACGCCAAUGUCUGCCAAGACUGGAGGUCCCAAAACGCCGCUUUCCGCCAAGAGGCCGCGAACUCCGCCGAGGGCGUCGUCCAGCUCAGCCCAGGAAGUGGCCGCCUUGUUUGAUUCCCCGACCAAGAGCGACAUGGAGAUUACUCUGGUGGGAGAUGACGACACAAUCAGCAAGCGCCCCCGACAUCACCAAGCAAGCAGUCCCACGACGAGCAAGACAAACACGCCAUCGCCGCCAUCCCACAUCUUUUCCGCCAGUCCCAGCGACCCAGACCGACGCCCCCCCCCGACAGUCAUCGAUCGCUUGGUCGACUCGAAGAACCACUUUACGGUGAACGGAAUCACAUUUUUCAGUCUGAAACAAAUCGGGUCGGGCGGAACGAGCAAGGUAUUUCGUGUCCUUGGACCAGACAUGCAAACGUACGCUCUCAAACGCAUCAAACUCAAAAAGAUGGACGCGGCCAGCAUGACGAGUUAUCAGAACGAGAUCAGCCUGCUCAAGAGUCUGCAAGGGAGUCCGUACAUCAUCAAGUUGUUGGCAAACGAGAUGGAUUACAACCAAAAAGUCCUCUAUGUGGUGAUGGAGAUUGGCGAGAUCGACCUCAUGAACAAACUGAAAGAGCUCAAGGAAAACAAAAUCGUCGUCGAAGAAAACUUUCUCCGCAUUGUGUGGCACCAGAUGCUCCAGGCCGUCAACUACAUCCACAAUAAGCGCAUCAUCCACGGGGACUUGAAGCCGGCCAACUUUCUGUUUGUGAACGGCGCGAUCAAGCUCAUUGACUUUGGGAUUGCCAAGGCCAUCUCGAACGACACGACCAACGUCAUCUUGGAACAAGUCGAAGGAACAGCGAAUUACAUGCCCCCCGAGGUUGCCGCGAGUUCGCUGGGCCGGAGCGAAACCCCCCAAAAGGUCGGGCGCGCCGGUGACAUUUGGUCUCUUGGGUGCAUUUUGUACCAAAUUGUGUACGGAGACACUCCGUUUGGCAUGGUGACGCACAUGAUUCAAAAGUUCAUCAUGAUCGCGGACCCCAAUCACUCGAUCAGUUUUCCCCCGCUCAAGAACAAGCAGCUCGCGGACGUGGUGCAGUCAUGUCUGCGGUGGGACCCAAAGCUGCGACCGACGAUCGAAGGACCGAACGGACUGCUGGAACAUCCAUUCCUAUAUCCGGACCGCGUCGUCUCAAGGCCCGAGACGGACGAGUCUGUGUGUGAGUCGCUCCGAAAGGCCAAAGCGUUUGUCGACGCCAACGGAUUCAGUCGGACGAUUGAGAACGACACAGCGAUGCUCGUAGCAGCAAUCAAGGCCGCCAAGAGGGCACGGCUAGCAGAAUAGCAACUAACUUAAGUGGCGUAAUGUCGUUGUCGUGUAUGUGA